Molecule: messenger RNA, 1455 nt
Organism: Epithele typhae
Lineage: Eukaryota; Fungi; Basidiomycota; Agaricomycetes; Polyporales; Epitheliaceae
Exons: 14
Coding region: 1-1455 (484 amino acids)
Source: RefSeq, a predicted model, not a curated record
AUGGGCAAAAACGACGACGUUAUGCCUGAGGAUUACCCAUACCAGUGGUCUCCAAAGUCUCAGACCACCCUACAAGAGUUUCUCACCAAGUACAAGCCGUCGAUGGUCCAGGACGACGGAACGAAGCCGUGGCUGUGGACCGCCAAAUCCGAGGACCGUUCUGGCGACAGCGGCAUGUUGGCCGCUGUUGAAGAAGCAACAGCCUACCUUGCCGACGUCACUGAGCGCGUAGAGAAGAUCCAGGUGCAUCUUGUCACAAUUACUCGACUGUGGCCGCAGCUCGGCGUCCUGCUCGUUCGGGCGAACAAGAAAAAGGGUCUCAGGAGCAAGAAGGAAAUGCGCGAAGAGGUACAAAGCGAGGCUACGCAGAAGCUCAAAGAGAUCUCCACCAAGCAUGGUUUUCUUGUUGGCAAAUGGCUAAUCUUCGCACAGCCCGACAAGGUGGAUAUGAUUUGGAGUUCGGUCGCCACGUCGCUGGUAUCUGGGCCACUUUCUACCACCAGCGCAUAUCUGGCCAAAGUGGCCACAAGCCCGAAGAAUGACACGCCCAACUACUCGCAUCUCAUCUGCGUCUAUAUGCCAGACGCCCUUGACCAAGCCAAGGUCACCGAGGUCAUGAAGGUCCUCCUCCGACAUCACGGCCUCAAUCUCAUGGGAGUGAAAACCGAUCUCUACACGCACAUAGGGCUUGACAGCAAGCAUCCCAGCGGUGUGUCGUCAACGGUGUGGAAGAACACUGCCCUCAUGAAAGACACGGAGAUCAAGGCUCUGAAGGAGGAAUACUUCAAGGAGCUCGAGGCCGCCAAGAGUGCCGCGGCGGCCGAGAAAAAGACGGCGACGGCCGGCGAUGGUGCGACGGCGGCCCCUGCGAAGGCGAAACCGAAGCUGAAGAAAAAGGCGGGCGCGGACGACCCGUUCGCGUCCGAGGACGAGGGUGAACAGAAGGAGAAGGAAGGCGAAAAGGAGAAGAAGGCGAAAGUCGUGGAGGGGAAGAAGCCCGCGUCUAAGAAGCCACCUUCCACUGCGGUCCGAGACGAGGCUGAGGAGGAGGCGCGGAAGGCGGAGCUGAAGAAGCUCAAGGCGGGCGCUGCGAAGAAGCGUAAGGGGAGUGAGAGCGAUGAGGAAGAGGAGGAGGUCGCUCCCAAGAGGAAGCGUGGGCCAUUCGUCAACGGUGGGGAGCGACACAGACUUUCGAAGGCCCUCGUGAGCAUGGAAGAGGAGGUGAAUCCCGACGUUCACCUUGGUAAAUCAUUUGAAUACACGUUAAUCGGGCUUCCUGGUAGCCCCCCAUUGCGUAUUUGCGCGAUCACCUGCACCAGUGAAGCCCAAAAAUGGACGGCUCCCACGAAAGAGCAUGGCGGUGAUAGUAAAACCGUCAAGGAGAUUCUUCCUUGGGAAAUCGGCUGCGCCGGUCGAGAUGAGAGGAAAGAGGGCCACACUCUCGUUUCCAAAUGA